AUGUCUCUGAUGAUUCAGUGGAUGUUGAACAAAUCUCACUUCAGCACUUCAUGUGGGGAAUCUUAUUUUGUGUUUCUUUCACAAAGCUUCUCUUCAAUCAUUGGGAUACUUCUUCCAUUGGGCAGUUGUUUCAGUUGUUGUAACGCAGAUGUUACUACGCCUAGAGAAUGUGGCUGCUCCAUUCAGAAAGUCUGGCACAUUGCUCACCACAACAGCUUAGGUAUAAAAUAUGGCAUAUUUGGUUUGUCUUGA
This is a messenger RNA of Heterobasidion irregulare TC 32-1, 252 nucleotides long. RefSeq lists its product as uncharacterized. Lineage: Eukaryota; Fungi; Basidiomycota; Agaricomycetes; Russulales; Bondarzewiaceae. The transcript has 3 exons. The record is from RefSeq and is a predicted model, not a curated record. Bases 1 to 252 code for a protein of 83 amino acids.